Molecule: messenger RNA, 1761 nt
Organism: Ipomoea nil (Japanese morning glory)
Lineage: Eukaryota; Viridiplantae; Streptophyta; Magnoliopsida; Solanales; Convolvulaceae
Exons: 4
Coding region: 532-1476 (314 amino acids)
Molecular function (GO): phosphoglycerate dehydrogenase activity
Source: RefSeq, a predicted model, not a curated record
CUAGAUACGUAUGGUUAGCGCUGCAUCUUCGAAUAUUCAAAUAAACCCAGAUUUGUUUGCCGCAAAUUAUUAUUAAAGACUCUAGCUUUGCUUGUCUUAUCUAGUUAUCCCUAUUGUCCACGGUCCACGACUAAGAGUAGGAUAAAUAGAUAGAGGUGGAGAGAGAAGGGGGGAUUUGAUUGAGUGGAGAGAUACAGGGAGAGGGAUCACUGUGAUUGAUUUGCGCCGCAAGAAUUGGGUGGCAGAAGAUCAAAAGCUCCUACCUUGGAGCUUGAAAACGAAUUUAAAGAUCAGUAAUAGAUCGGAAAGAUAUAGGAUACAAGAUUUUCUUGCUCAGUCACUUCUGCUUGAUUCUGAAUUUGAAGAGAUUAAGAAGAGGCAGAAAAAGGUUCAGCUUUGGUUGUGUUUGGGGUUUCCAUAAAUGAGUGUAUUGGGUUUGUUGGGCUGCAUGAGUCGAGAUUUUUACCCUGUUCUUUUGUCCUUAUAUCAGUGGGUGGCGAAGGAUUUAAGCUGGGAUUAAGUCCCGAAAAGAUGGGGAGUUCUCAUGAAUCUUUGACCAAUGGAAAACUGGAUGUUUCGGGUCUCCAGAUUAUCAAGCACCCUCUAUUGUACCAGUCCUAUGGCAAAUCGUUACUUUCUUGGCUUGAUAUAAGGGUGUUCUAUAUCAGAGUCAGCAAUUUCAUGGUCGAUGAUUCAACUCCGGGGAGUCUCACUCUUAACCAUAUACCUCUAAGCCCCGAUACACUCCUUGAAGUGAAUGGCGCGAGGUGUUCAAUGCAUUCAGAAGGAGCAUCUUGCAUUUUGCGGAGGGACCGGGUGGAUAAGAAAUCUGAAGAAGCUACGUUUGUGAGCACAGACAGUAUAAGAUUGACGGGGAGUGUGAAGUUUGAGGUUUUUGAUAGAGAUGAUCUUGUGCUUUCUGGGGUUUUGGAGAUUUCCAAUAGCAACGGUGUUAUAGGGGAAUCAAAGAACGGUGUCAGGAAAUGGAAAAUGAAUUGUGAACCAGUGAUGAGUGCUGGCUCUGGAUUUUUGAAGGGAAAACAUAUCUCGGGUUCUGAUUCACCAACAAUCGAAGUUUACGUUGCUGGAUGUUUCUCCGGGACUCCAAUCAUCUUAACCAAGAGUUUGCAGCUUAACCACUGGAAGAAACACCACAGAAAGGGGAUUUUGGGUUCAAUUCCCGAAGAUGAUGGAACAAGUGAUGCACAAAAAGAUGUCGCCUCUUCUGGACUCGAUCUGCAGGUACCGGACUAUACGAGUUACAAACCAGAAAGCGAAGAAGACUACGACAAUGCAUACUGGCGACACACAGAAUAUCUGGAUGGCGAAGACGGGGAACUCUCCUGGUUUAACGCGGGGGUCAGAGUAGGAGUUGGGAUUGGCCUCGGGAUUUGUGUGGGAAUCGGGAUAGGGGUUGGAUUGCUAGUCCGUAGUUACCAUUCCACUACUAGGAACUUCAGAAGGCGGUUUAUAUGACAGGGAUGAUGAUUUACCAUGUUUUGCUGGUUUCUACAUUUUAAUGUUGUUGAGUUGCUAACAAAAAGGGAUGAUGGUUGGUUUUUGAGUGCCUUUUUUUUUUUUUUUUCACUUUGUAGACAUUUUACACUGCUAACCUUUUCUUUUGCUGUAAGAUUUCUUUGCCUUCUUUACCUUUUUCCUUGUAUUUUUCAUUCUGUUUAAAAAUCUUUCACUGGGAAGUUUUCUUGAUAUAAAGUGUGGCAAUUCAUCCUUGAUUGAAUAUGGGAACUGAGAUUACAUGUA